Messenger RNA from Didymodactylos carnosus, 806 nucleotides. The record is from the annotation of a GenBank genome assembly. NCBI's taxonomy places the organism in Eukaryota, Metazoa, Rotifera, Eurotatoria, Philodinida, Philodinidae.
AUGAGACUUAUAGUUUCAAUGCGCAGUGGCUCAACGAUGACCAAACAUUUAACAAAAGUUUUACGAAAAUUAGGAGACAAAGUGAGAUCGUUAAAAAACACAAAACAUUUAAUAGAAGAUAUUUAUAAAGUUAAAGUCGUCAGUCCAAAAAUGAGUUUAGCUAGUUUAGAUGUAGUUGAUUUAUUUACAUCGAUAGAUCGAAACGACGCGAUAGGAAUAUUAUCAGAAAAAUUAAAACAAGAUAUAAGUUGGAAAGCAGAUACAAGUUUAAAUGAAGAUACCAUCAUCAACAUGGUAAAAUUUUUAACAGAUAAUGUUUAUUUUCAAUUCGGGGAACAUUAUUAUCAACAAAAACAUGGGCUUCCCAUGGGGUUUUCUCUUUCACCGCUAUUAGCAGAUAUUGUACUUAGCGAUUUCAUAGAGAAAUAUUGGGACAGGGCGCGUUUUCCAUUUGCCUAUUUCGGACGAUAUGUUGAUGAUGGGCUCCUCAUUUCGGAGUUAAGUGAAGAUCAAGUAAAAGAAUUAGUUGAGGAUUUGAACAGUAAAACGACAAAUUUAAAAUUUACAUUCGAAUUCGAGAAAAAUAAUCAAUUACCAUUUUUGGAUGUUUUAAUAGCAAUUGACAAAAUAAACAAAAAAUUUACAACCAGCUGGUUUCGAAAAGAAACAGCAUCAAAUUACCUUUUGAAUUUUCAUUCGAAUCACAAUUCAGCAAUCAAAAAUAAUAUCGUUAAAAAUAUGACAAAUCGUGUUUUAGUAGCCAACAAUGGCCACAAAAAUGAAAAAGAUUUAAAUGAUUUGCAAAA